This is a messenger RNA of Centropristis striata (black sea bass), 1203 nucleotides long. RefSeq names its product LIM domain only 4a (gene lmo4la). The transcript has 5 exons. The coding region runs from base 354 to 866 and encodes 170 amino acids. Lineage: Eukaryota; Metazoa; Chordata; Actinopteri; Perciformes; Serranidae. The record is from RefSeq and is a predicted model, not a curated record.
GUUAUAAACCCGUUCAAAUGACUGAAGAUGACUUCCCUCUGUUCUGUGUUCAGGAGAGCUCAGCAGCUCUACAGACAGUCAGACAUACAGACAGAAGCUGAAAGGACUGUUAGCAGAACAACCGUCAGUGAUGUCUCAGUGUCCGUCCACAGCCGCAGAUCCAGAUCUCUGUCUGUGGGAGAGGAGAGGAGGAGCUGUCUAACGCCGCUCAGCUCUCCACCACACGGACCUUAUAGCAGCUGAGAAGUUUACGGCGCUUUUUUCUGCAACAUCUGGCUCUGUACUGGAAGCUGGAGGAGCCGCAGCAGCACUUUUUGUCCGAUAAAUUCCAAGUUCAAAGCGGCAAGGUUUCUAUGGUGAAUAGCAGGGUGGAGGCGCCCACCGUGGCGGUGAUGGGCGGCGGCGGCGGCGGGGGGGCAGCGGGGAGGUUGUGUGCCGGAUGUGGAGGUCGGAUCGCGGAUCGAUUCCUGCUCUUCUCCAUGGAGCGCUACUGGCACACACGCUGCCUCAAGUGCUCCUGCUGCCACGCUCAGCUGGGAGAGUACAGCAGCACCUGCUACAGCAAGGGAGGCAUGAUCCUCUGCAAGAACGACUACAUCAGAUUGUUUGGACACAGUGGAGCCUGCAGUGCCUGUGGACAGUCUAUACCUGCCAGUGAGAUGGUGAUGCGAGCACAAGGCAACGUUUACCACCUAAAGUGUUUCACCUGUGCAACCUGUAGGAACCGUCUGGUCCCUGGAGACCGCUUUCACUACAUCAACGGGACUAUCUUCUGUGAACACGACCGGCCAGGAGGAGGGCUGCUCAGCGGACAUCCCACUCCGAUGCAGGCCAACAGCAUGAUGUCAGACCAGAAGGUCUGCUGAGGAAGAGGAUUGAAAACCAAAUGUGUGCCUUCUCCCCACCUUUCUCCAGUGUCUCUCCUCCUCUACCCGACCCUCCUCCGGUCUGAUGGACUGUCCCUCCUCAGUCUGGAUCGUCAUCACUGCUACUUGUUUAGAUUUUAUCCUCUCUACAGAAACUGGCCUCUCUGAGUAGACUGUGAGGAGAGAAAUCUGGACAAGUGCAACACUGUUGGAGGGAUGAGGAUGCUGAGGAUGGCUGGAAUCUAUUUAUACAGUAGACUGUUGUCUGUUGUGAACUGUGGCAAUAUUACUGAUGAGAACUAUCCCAUUCGUGAUUCCAGAAGAAUCAUCCAUAUGA